This is a messenger RNA of Eucalyptus grandis, 591 nucleotides long. RefSeq lists its product as uncharacterized. The transcript is spliced from 3 exons. Bases 1 to 591 code for a protein of 196 amino acids. NCBI's taxonomy places the organism in Eukaryota, Viridiplantae, Streptophyta, Magnoliopsida, Myrtales, Myrtaceae. The record is from RefSeq and is a predicted model, not a curated record. Gene Ontology annotation, molecular function: protein binding.
AUGGGAGAUAAAGGCGGCGACGGCGGAGGCGGAGUUGGAGGCGGUGGUGGAGGCGGGAAGACGACGUCGCCGAGCCACAAGGUCAAGUUCCUGUGCAGCCACGGCGGGAAGAUCCUGCCGCGGCCCGGCGACGGGCACCUCAAGUACGUGGGCGGCGAGACCCGGGUCAUCUCCAUCUCUCGCGACGCGUCUUUCUCCGAUUUGAUGAAGAAGCUGAGUGCCCAGAUCGAUGCGGACGUGGUCCUGAAGUACCAGGUGGCGCCGGAGGAUCUCGACGCGCUGGUGUCGGUGCGAUCGGACGAGGAUCUCGGGCACAUGCUCGACGAGUACGACCGCCACGAGAGCGGCGGGAACCUGAGGCUCCGGGCCUUCCUGUUCCCCGCCAAUCCGACCGUGGUCGAGAACCAGACGGCCGCCCUGGAGCCGCAGGCGCCAGAGCAGCGCUACGUCGACGCCAUCAACGGCAUCGUCCGGACCAUGCCCAACCUGAGGAUGGCCCCUCUCCGCGUGAACCGUGCCGCGUUCAGCAUAUCCUCCGCCUGCUCCUCGCGGAAAUCGCCGUCUCCGGACAGCGGAGAACCUGGGUUCUAG